CACGCCUGUUGCAGUUGUGUUGCGUUUGACACACCGCUGACAAACAUGGCAGGAAAAGCAGGCAAACAAAAUCGUCCCAGAAAGCCGGUUUCGGAUAAAGAUGAAGAGGAGCAGCCGCUGCAGGCCGUUCUGGUGGCCGACAGUUUCAACCGCAGGUUUUUCCCCAUCACUAAAGACCAGCCGCGGGCUCUCCUGCCUCUGGCUAACGUCUCCAUGAUUGACUACACACUAGAGUUUCUGACGUCCACUGGAGUGCAGGAGACUUUUGUCUUCUGCUGCUGGAUGUCCAGCAAAAUAAAGGAGCACUUACUAAAAUCAAAGUGGUGUCGUCCCACCUCUCCAAAUGUGGUUCACAUCAUCACUUCUGAUCUGUAUCGUUCUCUCGGGGACGUUUUAAGAGACGUAGAUGCCAAAUCCCUCGUCCGUUCAGACUUUCUACUGGUGUAUGGAGACGUGGUGUCCAACGUUGAUGUUUCCCAGGCUUUACAGGAGCACAGACAGCGGCGCAAAAUGGAGAAGAACGUGUCGGUGAUGACCAUGAUCUUCAAAGAGUCCUCGCCGGGCCACAAGACGCGCUGUGAAGAGGAGGACAUGAUCGUGGCCAUAGACAGCAAGAGCAAACGCAUUCUGCAUUACCAGAGAGCGCAGGCCUUGAAGAGGCUGCAGUUCCCCAUGAAUAUUUUCCACAGUGCAAGUGAUGAAUUUGAAAUUAGGUUUGAUCUUUUGGAUUGUCACAUUAGCAUCUGUUCCCCACAGGUUGCGGAGCUUUUUACUGACAACUUUGACUACCAGACCAAAAAUGACUUUGUCCGUGGGAUUCUAGUCAGUGAAGAGAUCCUGGGAAACCAGAUCCACAUGCAUGUGACCAAAGACGGAUACGGCGCUCGUGUGUCGAACCUCCUGAUGUACGACACCAUCUCCUCCGACAUGAUCCGCCGCUGGAUUUAUCCCAUUACACCCGACGCUAACUUUGCGGACCAGGAAGGCCAGAGCUGCACACACUCUCGACAUAACGUGUACCGCGAACUUGGGGUCAGUCUAGGGCACGGCAGCCAGAUGGAGGAAAACGUGCUCAUCGGCAGGAAUACAGUGAUCGGAGCAAACUGCAGCAUAUCCAAUACUGUGAUCGGCGCAAACUGUGUCAUCGGAGACAACGUGACUCUGGAAAGAGCUUAUAUCUGGAAUCGAGUCCACAUCGCCAACAAUGUGAAGGUCAAGCAGUCUGUAAUCUGUGACGGUGUCAAGGUCAAACAAGGAGUGCUGUUGAACGAACAGUGUGUGCUCGCCUACAACGUGAUGGUGGGUCCAGAUAUUGCUCUUCCAGCAGGCACAGUGGUGUCCAUGCACCAUCCAGAUGAAGAGGAUGAUGAAGACGACGAUGAGUUCUUGAGCGACGACGAUGAUGUUUCCCACAAUAAGGACAAAAUCAAACAGAAAGUGUUUAACCCAGCAGAAGUGGGCUCAGAGGGGAAAGGAUACAGAUGGAAAAGCAGUCUUGAUGACACAGAGGAAGAUGAGCUUGCUGAAUGCAUCUGGGGCUUAGCAUUGAAUCCUGACCCAGAGAGUGACAGUGAGAGUGAGGUCAGCGAGGGGUCACAUGACCCUGGAAGCCACCCGCCUUCACCCGAACUGGAUGAUGUCAAAGUGUUUCAGAAUGAGGUUCACGGUACGUUACAGAGAGGUUUAGACGAGAAUAUCGGCUGCGACAAUCUGGUCCUGGAGAUCAACUCGCUCAAGUACGCCUACAACAUUACCCUGAAGGAGGUGAUGCAGAUCUUGAUGAGGGUAGUGCUGGAGUUUCCUCUCCAUCAGCAGGGGGCGCAGAUCACCACCGCUCAGUAUUCAGCACAUCUGCUGCCUUUGUUGAAGAAGUGGGCACCGGUCUUCAAGAACUACGUGAAAAGAUCUCAAGACCAAAUGGACUGCCUGACGUCCAUGGAGGAGGUGUUCCUUGAGCAGGACACUCACUGGGCGGCUCUAGUCAAAGUGUUGAUGAACAUGUAUCAGCUGGAGAUUUUGGAAGAGGACGUGAUCAUGCGCUGGUUCACUCAGAGCUCCAGCACAGACAAGAGCCAGAAGCUGCGCACUAAUCAGGGGCUCCUGAAGUUCAUUCAGUGGCUGGAGGAGGCUGAGGAGUCGUCAGAUGAAGAUGAAUGAACAUAAGAACCAUCAUGAGUGAGAUUCAAAACACUUCAGACGGUCAAUGAUACACUUUAAAACCUGGAAAAAACAAUAGGGUGGCGUGUUUUGCUUGAUGUUUGAUGGCCAAUAAAGACAUGUAAAUGUAUACAGACGCACAGGAGAUGUGAAAACUGAUAUUUAUUCAUCGUUCAAGUUACUUAAAGCAAAGAUAAAAAUCAUUUAAACAAUUCAUGACGUCACAGCUUUCAUUAAAUCUCGUUUAUGUUGAUUUCACAGAGAUGAAUAUGGUAAAUUUCCAAAAAAUUGAACAACAAAA
Danio aesculapii is the source of this 2458-nucleotide messenger RNA. RefSeq names its product eukaryotic translation initiation factor 2B, subunit 5 epsilon (gene eif2b5). The record is from RefSeq and is a predicted model, not a curated record. Gene Ontology annotation, molecular function: guanyl-nucleotide exchange factor activity; translation initiation factor binding; translation initiation factor activity. Bases 46 to 2157 code for a protein of 703 amino acids. Gene Ontology annotation, biological process: biosynthetic process. Gene Ontology annotation, cellular component: eukaryotic translation initiation factor 2B complex. The transcript has 16 exons. NCBI's taxonomy places the organism in Eukaryota, Metazoa, Chordata, Actinopteri, Cypriniformes, Danionidae.